CCGCGGGGUUUCCAUGGCGACGGAUCCCCUGGCUUACCCGAGGUGCUCUCAUGGCGGCCGCGACGCUGCCUUCGUCGUCCUCGGGAGCAGCUGGCGACGGCAUUCAAGCCAAUUCCAAAUGGCUGGACGCCCACUACGACCCGGUGGCCAGCCUCUACACAUUUUCCUCUUGCGUCACCCUGGCUGACCUGCAUGGUGAUGGAGACUGUAAGCUGGUGGUGGGCGACCUGGGCCCUACAGGUCACGAGAUGAAGCUGAAGGUGUACCACGGCAUGGACCUCCUGAGCGAGAAUGUCUUGUUGGACUUGCCCACAAGCGUGGCUGCCUUCCUGAUGGAGCGUCAUGAACUGUGUGUUCCUGCUGUGGGGGUGGCUGCCGGUCCCUACAUCUACGUGUACAAGAACAUGCGCCCCUACUUCCGCUAUGCUCUGCCCCCCUUGGAAGUCAACUCCACAGAGAAGGAUGUCUGGGAGCAGGCAAAGGAGGACAAGGUUGACCUCCUGUCAAUGAAGGAGACACUGGAGAUGAUCCGGGAAAACGCGGACAGAGAAAAUACGGAGCCGCCCUUGUCAGUGCAGUCCUUGAGGUUCCUGGCCCUUGACCCUCCUGAGAUGGAGUCCUUUGUGAACCAGUAUAAAAUGCAGCCGCUCAAGCGCCAGUCACUGAUUACCUGCAUGACUACCCUGAAGAAGAGCGUGGCAGACGAGGGCUCUAUCAGCUGCCUGGUGCUUGGGACGGAGAACAGCGACAUCAUCAUCUUGGACCCUGAGCCCUUCAGUAUGCUGGUGCAGACAAAGGUACCAAGCGUGCCAGCCUUCCUGGAUGUCACUGGGCAGUACGAUGUGGAGUAUCGGCUCAUUGUGGCCUGCCGUAAUGGGUGCAUCUACAUCCUCCGCAGGAACUCCAAGCGACCCAAAUACUGCAUUGAGCUGAGUUCUCAAGCCGUGGGCUUGUCCUGGGUCCAAAAGAACAUUGUGGUGGCCUGCUCCGACGAAACCCUUCAAAGCUUUACUCAGAAGGGGAAGAAGCUCUGGGUGAUCCCAUUGCCAGCCACCCCCAUCACUUUGAGUCUCAUAGAUGAGAAGUUUCAGAGCUUCCAUGCUGUGCUGGUUGCCUUGGCCAAUAUGGAGGUGCACAUAUACCAGGACAAGAACCUUGUGAACAUCAUCCAAACGCAGGACGUUGUCAGCAGCAUCUGCUUUGGCCGCUAUGGGAGGGAAGAUAACACGCUUGUCAUGACCACCAAAGGCGGGGGCCUGAUCAUCAAGAUCCUAAAACGCACCGCCACGUUUGACAAGCGCGACGCGGUUGUGGGAGCCCCCGUCGCCCAGAGCAUCAAGCUCAACGUGCCCAAAAAGACAAAGCUGUACGUGGACCAGACGCUGCGGGAGCGAGAGAGUGGCGUGGCCAUGCACCGGGUGUUUCAGACGGACCUGAGCCGCAUCCGACUCAUGGCGGCCCGAGCCUACGCCCAAGCGCUGCAGUGCAACAUGACGCCUGUCUCCGAGUCGGCGCAGGAGCAGCUGAAGAUGAACGCUGUGGUCCAGGGCAUGGGCCCCACCUUCAAGUUGACCCUUAACCUCCAGAACAUGUCAGAUACCCGUGCAGUCGCCAACCUUCUCAUCAGCUUCCUGUAUGAUGAAAAUCUCUAUUCCAUAGAGCAUCCUUUCUUUAAGACUCCCAUGUUGGUUCCAGGAUUGAAUUACCCUCUGGCCACCUUUGUGGAGUGUCUGAGCGAACAAGGGACCUCAGAUAUUAUUAAGGUGUUCGUGUUGCACGAGGGGGAGCCUGAGCCGCUGCUGACGGCGCACAUCAACAUGCCUGUCAGCGAAGGCCUGGCGGCCGUGUGAGCUUGUUUCCAACCCACCUGUAGUCUUCUCCCUGGGCUGUGUGCCUCAGCGGUAGCAUAGACUUUACCUCCGUCAGUUCUGGGAUGGGUCACCUGGAGAGGAGCACCACCCUAGGAUAGCCGGCGUCAUUUGCAAUGGGGUAUGCGGAGUUCCUCCUCACACUGAGGAAGAGCCCACAUCCAGAGGCCGCCACAGAAUUAGCCACAGCUUGUCUUCUGGGCCCAGAAAUGGAGAGGUGGAACAGCAAAUUAAGGCCAGUGGUUCAAUAAAUGUUAUUUAUUCUUA
Messenger RNA from Lacerta agilis (Sand lizard), 2135 nucleotides. It is a transcript of the gene BBS1, whose product is annotated as Bardet-Biedl syndrome 1. The transcript is spliced from 17 exons. Gene Ontology annotation, cellular component: axoneme; BBSome; centrosome. Gene Ontology annotation, biological process: protein localization to cilium; non-motile cilium assembly. Lineage: Eukaryota; Metazoa; Chordata; Lepidosauria; Squamata; Lacertidae. The record is from RefSeq and is a predicted model, not a curated record. Bases 51 to 1850 code for a protein of 599 amino acids. Gene Ontology annotation, molecular function: patched binding; smoothened binding.